ACUAGUUGAGUCUAGUUGAGACUAGUAAUGGUUGUGUUUCCCUGCGCUGCAGUCCACCCCCAGGCUGUUCCCCACGGAGGACCUGCUGCCCCUGGACCCGACCCAGGACCUGAUCUUCCCUCCUGAGCUGAUGCGGGUGGCGCUGACGGAGCCCCAGCAGACGCGCUGGUUCCGGGGGGAGAGGGUGGCCUGGGUGUCCCCGGUCUCCCUGGAGGAACUGGUCCUCCUGAAGAGCACCCAUCCCCAGGCGCCGCUGGUUCUGGGGAACACCGCCUUAGGUCCGGAGAUGAAGUUCAGAGGGGCGGUUCACCCGCUGCUCAUCUCCCCCAGCAGGGUGGCUCCUCUGUUUGAGGUCACCCACGCUCCGCAAGGGGUGUGGGUGGGUGCAGGUCUGUCUCUGACCCAGGUCCAGAUGGUCCUGGAGGCCCGGGUGGAGGCGCUGCCCCAGGAGAAGACGGAGCUGUACCGGGCUCUGCUGCACCAGCUGAGGGCGCUGGCGGGACAGCAGAUCCGCAACGUAGCGUCUCUGGGAGGGAACAUUGUGAGCGCUCUCCCCAACUCCGACCUCAACCCGGUGUUGGCGGCCGGGGGCUGCAGGCUGAGGGUGGCCUCGGACGCAGGGGGCAGCAGGGAGGUGCCCCUGGACCAGGACUUCUUCAGGGGCUUCAGGACCACGCUGCUGGGGGCGGCCGACGUCCUCGUGGCCGUGUUCGUCCCCGAGACCCGGCCGGGGGAGUUCGUGCGGGCGUUCCGCCAGGCGCCGAGGAAGGAGAACGCCCUGGCGACCGUUACCACGGGGAUGAGGGUGGUGCUGGGCCCGGGGGCGGUGGUCCGGGACGUCCAGCUCUACUACGGGGGAGUGGGGCCCUGCACCCUGCGGGCCGCCAGGACUGGCCAGGCCCUCCUGGGGAGGCCGUGGGGGGAGGCGAUGCUGCAGGAGGCCUACAGCGUUCUCCUGGAGGAGGUGGUGCUGCCCCCGGGGGCGGUGGGGGGGAAGGUGGGGUUCCGCAGGUCCCUGACCCUCAGCCUGCUCUUCAAGUUCUACCUGGAGGUCCAGCAGGCCCUCGCACUCAUGAGCACCACCCCUGAGGGGGUCCAGAGCACCACCCCUGAGGGGGUCCAGAACACCACCCAGCAGGGGGUCCAGAGCACCACCCAGCAGGGGGUCCAGAGCACCACCCCUGAGGGGGUCCAGAACACCACCCAGCAGGGGGUCCAGAGCACCACCCAGCAGGGGGUCCAGAACACCACCCCUCAGGGGGUUCAGAGCACCACCCAGCAGGGGGUCCAGAACACCACCCAGCAGGGGGUCCAGAGCACCACCCAGCAGGGGGUCCAGAACACCACCCCUCAAGGGGUUCAGAGCACCACCCAGCAGGGGGUCCAGAGCACCACCCAGCAGGGGGUCCAGAGCACCACCCCUGAGGGGGUCCCUGAGAGGGAGCUCAGCGCCAUCAGACCCCUCCCCUGCUGCAUCCAGCCGGGCCAGCAGGGCUUCCAGGAGGUGUCGGGGAGCCAGAGCGAGCAGGACGCCGUGGGCCGUCCCGUGAUGCACCGCUCGGCGCCGGCCCAGGCCACCGGGGAGGCGGUGUACGUCGACGACACGCCCCCCCCACAGGGGGAGCUGUUUCUCGCCCUGGUCACCAGCACGCGCCCCCACGCCAGCAUCCUCGGUGUGGACGUGAGCGCCGCCCUGCGCCUCCCCGGGGUUCUGGACGUGGUGACGCACGCCGACAUCCCGGGACACAAGGCCCGCUCCUUCAUGGGCUACGAGGAGGAGCUGCUGGCCGACAAGGAGGUGUCCUGUGUGGGUCAGCUGGUGUGCGGGGUCCUGGCCGACUCCAGGGACCGCGCCCGGAGGGGGGCGGCCGCCGUCAGGGUCCGCUACCAGGACCUCCCGGACCCCGUGUUCACUGUGGAGGACGCGGUGCAGAGAGAAUCCUUCUUCCUGCCCCGGAGACGGAUCGAGAGAGGAGACGUCUGCAAGGGGCUGGAGACCGCCGACCACGUCCACUCAGGCGAGCUCCGGUUGGGGGGCCAGGAGCAUUUCUACAUGGAGCCUCAGAGCGUGCUGGUGGUCCCAGUGGGGGAGGAGACCGAGUUCCACGUCUACGUGUCCAGUCAGGCCCCGACCAUCACCCAGGAGGCGGUGGCAGAGACCCUGGGGGUCCCCUCCAACAGGGUGACCUGUCACGUCAAGCGGCUGGGCGGGGCCUUUGGCGGGAAAGUCACCAAGACCAGCAUCCUGGCGGCCAUCACCGCUGUUGCCGCUUGGAAGACGGGCCGGGCGGUGCGCUGCGUUCUGGAGCGGGGAGAGGACAUGCUGAUCACUGGGGCGCGCCACCCCGUACUGGGACGAUACCAGGUGGGGUUCAUGGAGGACGGGCGCAUCACGGCGGCAGACCUCCAGUACUACGCCAAUGCCGGCAACACCGUGGACGAGUCUCCCCUGGUGGUGGAGAAGAUGGUGCUGCACAUGGACAACGCCUAUAACAUCCCCAACCUGCGGGGGCGGGCGGUGGCCUGCCGCACCAACCUGCCCUCCAACACGGCCUUCAGGGGCUUCGGGGUGCCCCAGGCCGCCGCCGUGGUGGAGAGCAUGAUCACCGACGUGGCCCUGUGCCUAGCACGGCCCGCCCACCAGAUCCGGGAGGUGAACAUGUACCGCGGGCUGUCGGUGACCCACUACGGGAUGCGGUUCGACCCGGAGAACCUGUGGCGCUGCUGGGAGGAGGUGAAGGGUCGGGUGGGGCUGGGGCCCCGGCUGGAGGCCCUCAGGAGCUUCAACCAGGACCACCGCUGGAGGAAGAGGGGCGCCGCCCUCAUCCCCAUCAAGUACGGGGUGGCCUUCAGCGAGGCCUUCCUCAACCAGGCGGCCGCCCUGGUCCAUGUCUAUAAGGACGGCUCCGUCCUGGUGAGCCACGGGGGGGCCGAGAUGGGGCAGGGCAUCCACACCAAGAUGCAGCAGGUGGUCAGCAGGGAGCUGGGGGUCCCGUCCUCUCAGGUGUACGUCUCUGAGACCAGCACGGCGUCCGUCCCCAACAGCUGCCCCUCGGCCGCCUCCUACGGGACCGACGCCAACGGCAUGGCCGUCAGGGACGCCUGCCAGAAACUGUACAAGAGACUCGAGCCGAUCAGGACGAAGAACCCCAAAGGAUCAUGGGACAGCUGGACCAGGGCGGCGUUCCUGGAGAAGAUCAGUCUGUCAGCGACGGGAUUCUUCAGAGGUCCAGACUGCUACAUGGACUGGGAGAAGAUGGAGGGCCAGCCCUACUCCUACUUCACCUACGGCGCCUGCUACAGCGAGGUGGAACUGGACUGUCUCACCGGAGACUACAGGACUCUGAGGACGGACAUCGUGGUGGACGUGGGUCAGAGCAUCAACCCCUCCAUAGACAUCGGCCAGGUGGAGGGGGCCUUCCUCCAGGGUCUGGGCCUCUACACCCUGGAGCAGUUGAGCUUCUCCCCGGGGGGGCUCCUCUACUCCAGGGGUCCGUCUCAGUACAAGAUCCCGGCCGUCUGCGACGUGCCGCUCAGCUUCAACGUCCACCUGCUGCCGGACUCCAACAACCCCCACGCCAUCUACUCCUCCAAGGGCAUCGGGGAGCCGGUCCUGUUCCUCGGGAGCUCCGUGUUCUACGCCAUCAAGGACGCGGUGUCGGCGGCCCGGGCCGAGUCCGGCCUGGGGGGGGCCUUCCCCCUGGACAGCCCCGCCACACCUGAGAGGGCAUGUCUCGCAUGUGCCACGCCCUUCUCCCAGAGGGUUCCAGUCAGCGAGCCGGGAUCCUUCACCCCCUGGGCCCUGAACAUCUAGACCAGCACCUAGACCAGCAUCUGUACCAGCAUCUGGACCAACAUCUGGACCAGCAUCUAUACCAACAUCUGGACCAGCAUCUAAACCAACAUCUGGACCAGCAU
Messenger RNA from Gadus morhua (Atlantic cod), 3918 nucleotides. It is a transcript of the gene aox6, whose product is annotated as aldehyde oxidase 6. Gene Ontology annotation, molecular function: oxidoreductase activity; iron ion binding; molybdopterin cofactor binding. Bases 131 to 3814 code for a protein of 1227 amino acids. The record is from RefSeq and is a predicted model, not a curated record. Lineage: Eukaryota; Metazoa; Chordata; Actinopteri; Gadiformes; Gadidae. The transcript is spliced from 28 exons.